Messenger RNA from Tachyglossus aculeatus (Australian echidna), 1128 nucleotides. Its product is annotated as olfactory receptor 10V1-like. Lineage: Eukaryota; Metazoa; Chordata; Mammalia; Monotremata; Tachyglossidae. Gene Ontology annotation, biological process: G protein-coupled receptor signaling pathway. The coding region runs from base 1 to 1128 and encodes 375 amino acids. Gene Ontology annotation, cellular component: membrane. The transcript is spliced from 3 exons. Gene Ontology annotation, molecular function: olfactory receptor activity; G protein-coupled receptor activity. The record is from RefSeq and is a predicted model, not a curated record.
AUGAACGGGGCUUUAGGAAACCUCACCACGGCCGCUGAAUUUGUUUUCUUGGGAUUUACGGACCUUCCCGAGGGGCAGGUCUUAUUGUUUGGGCUUUUCCUUCUCAUGCACGUGAUCACUCUGUCUGGACACCUGACCAUCACGUUGAUCACGCUGAUCGAUCCCUGCCUCCAAACUCCCAUGUACUUCUUUCUCCGCAACUUGUCUUCCAUCGAGAUCUGCUACACGCUGGCCAUCAUCCCCAACAUGCUGGCGAACCUCAUCUCGGUCACCAGGGAGAUUUCUUUUGCCGGCUGUGCGAUCCAGAUGUAUUUCUUCGUGGCCUUAGGCACGUCAGAGUGCUUCCUCCUGUCCGUCAUGUCUUACGAUCGCUACACCGCCAUCUGCAACCCCCUGAGGUACUCGGUGAUCAUGAGCCGGCUGUCCUGUCAGAGGCUCCUCCUCGCCGUCGGCACCUCCGGCUUCGUGCUGGCGCUCGGCCUCACCAUCCUGAUCUUCCGGCUCCCUUUCUGCGGCUCCCACGCGAUCAACCACUUCUUCUGUGAUGUCCCCGCCCUGCUCUUCCUGGCCUGCUCCGACACCCGCGUCAACGAGCUCGUGGUGUUUGCCCUCUGCCUCCUCGCCCUCCUCAUCCCCUUCCUGCUGAUCCUGCUCUCCUACGCCUUCAUCGUGGUGGCCAUUUUGAGGAUCCGGUCGGCCGAGGGAAGGAACAAGGCCUUCUCCACGUGCGCCGGUCAUCUCGUGGUCUCCCUCCUGCACAACGGCUGUGCCAUCUUCAUCUACAUCCGGCCCAAGUCCGCUUACGCUCCCGACCAGGACAAGGUGGUGUCCCUGGUCUACACCAAUGUGACCCCGAUGCUCUACCCCAUGAUCUACAGCCUGAGGAACCAGGAGGUGCAGGGAGCCCUCAGGAGAGUCCUGAAGAGGAAAAUAUUUUCUGAGAAAAUAUCUGAGAGGUUCCGGAGUCUCUGGAGGAAGGGAACUCCUCAGAGGUUCUUAAAUACUGAAACUCAGAAAAUAUUUGAAAAUCUCAGAGAAUAUUUUGUUGCAAUGUUUGGGGUUCAGCUCUCGCAGACUAAUUAUCCAGCAUUGGCCAUGGCCGUUGAAGAAAAUCUACCAAGAAACUAA